AAGAGUUUUCAGCCGCUGCCCACACGAACGACAAGUUUAUCAAGAGUUUUAAGGUGCAAUUCAACUCAAUUUAUAACGAGAUGAAGGCCAUCUGGAUUUGGGCCAUCGGCUGCUGGAUGAUGGGAGUCGCCCAGGGUCAGUACGACCCCAACUGCAACGGCAAAACGGCCAUCGUCCAUCUUUUUGAGUGGAAAUGGAGCGACAUUGCCGCCGAAUGCGAAAGGUUUCUGGGACCAGCUGGCUAUUGCGGAUUCCAGGUUUCUCCUCCGUCUGAGCACGUCAUCCUGCCCGACAACAAUCCGCCUCAGCCGUGGUGGCAGCGCUACCAACCCGUCAGUUACAUUUUACAUUCGCGGUCGGGCAAUCCGGACGAGUUUGCCGACAUGGUCCGACGUUGCAACGCUGUCGGAGUCCGGACGUAUGUCGAUGCUGUUAUCAAUCAUAUGAGCGGACUGGGUCGUCUGGGCGUGUCCUACGCCGGGUCGCCCUACGACGGCGAUGCUUUAGAUUUCCCGGGGGUCCCUUUUUCGGCUGAGCAUUUCACGCCGAAAGACAUGUGCCCAUCAUUCGACGGCAACGUCAACAACUACGGAGAUCCAAACAACGUCCGCAAUUGCUACUUGGUCGGAUUGACUGACCUGUACGGAGCCCUGGACUAUGUCCGCGAUAAAGUGGCGGGAUAUUUGAACAGCCUGGUCGCUAUAGGAGUGGCCGGCAUCCGCAUUGACGCCGCCAAACACAUGUGGCCCUUGGAUAUUGCCGCCAUCACGUCCAGGGUCAAUCCACUUCCGACCGAGCACGGAUUCGCCGCCAACUCGAAACUGUUCGUCUACAGCGAAGUUAUCGACCGCAACGACGGAGCCGUUCGGGUCGACGAGUAUUACGACGUUGGGUUGGUGACGGAAUUCCGCUACUGCAUGAAACUGGCCUGGGGCAUCAACGACUACGGCCAGCUGGGCGGACUCAUCGACUACGGAUGGGGCAUGGCCAGGGACGACCGGGCCUUCGUCUUUGUUGACAAUCACGACAACCAGCGCGGACACGGUGGGGCUGGUGACGUCAUCACUCACAAGACGCCCAGGGAGUACAAGCAGGCCGUCUCCUACAUGCUGGCCCAUCCGUACGGAUUCGCCCAGGUUAUGAGCAGCUACUUCUUUGACAAUUCCGACGUCGGGCCGCCGCACAACGACGACUACAGCGCCGUCGACGUGAUUAUUAAUGCGGAUGGCAGUUGCUCCGGCGGAUGGGUUUGCGAGCACCGCUGGAAUCCCAUCGCCAAAAUGGUGCGCUUCCGCAACGCCGUCGCCGGAACUCAGAUGGACAAUUACUGGAACAACGGCGGGGCUGUGGCUUUCUCCCGAGGCAACAAGGGAUUUUUCGCCAUGGCCAAAGGCGGAAGCAUGACUGAAACACUUGCCACCGGAUUACCUGCCGGAACGUAUUGCAACAUUAUCGACGAUUGCGCCACCAGCAUCACGGUGGGAUCCGACGGCAAAGCCCAGGUUCAAAUCGACAACUACGAGGAGCCCAUGUUCGCGGCUUGCGUCGGAUGUGAAACGGGUCCCGUGCCUACGGCGACGGCCGGAACUGCCCGACCCACCGUCCCGACCACGCCCAAAACGACCAUCACCAUCCCGACAGUGCCGUGCUACGGUGCCGGCUGCUCCGUCACAACGACAACCACCGUUCGCCCGCCGAGUGGCAACCGUACGGUGGUUUUCAUCCAGAAGCAAACCAAUCCUGGACAGGAUCUGUUCAUCCGAGGUGGAAUUGACCACACGGUUCGACCAGGCUGCGUUGAAAAUGCCGCAACUUCACCCUGCGCUCUCCCCAUGAAAGUGGGUUCGCUGGGUAUGACGAGCCAUUACGACAAGUACAACGCCUGGGCCAUCGGCGACACCAAAUUGGAUUGGUACGGAGUGGAGGUGGGUCAGGGGGUCUACGCGGGUCAACCCGCUUCCGGCACUCCGCUGGCUUGGACUUCCAACAAAGCAACUGAAGCCGGAUACCAACCACUCAACACGUUUGGCGAUCACUACUGGAUGGUUGAAAUGGACAUGGAUUGCUCGCAAGCGGAGAACACCUGGUUCGAAGUGAAAGCCUUCCUCACCAACGCUGGUAACGGAUGGGAAGCGGAUGUCCUCCAGUCGGCCUGCACCGGCAACGGAGCCGGGACUCCACCUUACGCCAGCCCUACCAAUCACAUGGGUCGGUGCGGAUUCAUCAACGUUUUCACCUUCAGCGGCAAGGGCUGCCAGAUCAUCAGCUUCGAUUAAACCUCGUCCCCGCAGAAAACAAUAAAGAUUAAUAGAUUCAAACUAAAAUUCUGUUCUUCUAUCUUAGGAGGAAAUAAUCAAUACACAAACUUGGCAUGAGUGGAA
Molecule: messenger RNA, 2381 nt
Organism: Daphnia pulex (common water flea)
Lineage: Eukaryota; Metazoa; Arthropoda; Branchiopoda; Diplostraca; Daphniidae
Product: alpha-amylase A-like
Exons: 12
Coding region: 81-2276 (731 amino acids)
Biological process (GO): carbohydrate metabolic process
Molecular function (GO): cation binding; alpha-amylase activity
Source: RefSeq, a predicted model, not a curated record